Glarea lozoyensis ATCC 20868 is the source of this 3348-nucleotide messenger RNA. RefSeq names its product Nucleotidylyl transferase. Gene Ontology annotation, cellular component: mitochondrion. NCBI's taxonomy places the organism in Eukaryota, Fungi, Ascomycota, Leotiomycetes, Helotiales, Helotiaceae. The coding region runs from base 1 to 3348 and encodes 1115 amino acids. Gene Ontology annotation, biological process: leucyl-tRNA aminoacylation; mitochondrial translation. The record is from RefSeq and is a predicted model, not a curated record. The transcript has 2 exons. Gene Ontology annotation, molecular function: aminoacyl-tRNA deacylase activity; leucine-tRNA ligase activity; ATP binding.
AUGUUAGCGAUUCGCAGACAAGGAGGGCGAAGUUCCCUUCCGCCCGGUCGUUGCAGACUACCGCAUCAGUACAAUGAAAAGUCAAGCACUAUCUGUUUAAAGUAUGGCUCUCGAAGCUUCAAAACUCACCAGCCGGCGAACGAUUCUCGUACGACUCCUCAAUCGUCGAAGCAGCCGGAGAGCGGUCACCCACUGCUUAAGAAAUACAAGAUCACGCACCCGGCGAUCACCAAAUACUUGAAUUGGAAGCCUAGUUCAUCCCCACCUCAAUCCAGACCAACCCUCGACCUACCCGCACUCGAUCGAAAAUGGGGAGCAGUUUGGGAGAAAAACCGGGGGAAGACAAUCAGAGCAGAAAACAUAAAUGGCGACUUUUCGCAGUCGGAAUUCGUGUACAAUAAAAAGGGCCUGCGUUACAUCGUACCCAUGUUUCCGUACCCCUCGGGAGACCUCCACCUGGGCCAUCUCAGAGUUUAUACCAUCUCCGACGUUAUCGCUCGUUACUGGCGUUUGAAGGGCUAUGAUGUGAUUCAUCCCAUCGGCUGGGACGCGUUUGGACUCCCUGCUGAAAAUGCGGCGAUUGAGCGAGGCAUUGAUCCGGCCAUCUGGACGUAUCAGAACAUUGAGAAAAUGAAAGGGCAACUGAAAAGUAUGAACGGCGAGUGGGACUGGGACAAAGAGCUUGCAACAUGCGACCCGGAUUUCUACAAACAUACGCAGACGCUCUUCUUACUUUUACAUGUCAAUGGAUUGGCGUACCAGGCCAAGUCUAUGGUCAAUUAUGACCCAGUUGAUCAAACUGUGUUGGCAAAUGAGCAGGUCGAUUCCGACGGGAAGUCUUGGAGAUCUGGCGCCCAAGUUGAAAAGCGGAUGCUUAAACAAUGGUUUUUCAAAAUUUCAGAUUUUCGACAGGAGCUCUUGGAUGAUCUCGAUGGCCUCGAUUGGCCAGAGAGAAUUAAAUCGAUGCAAAAAAAUUGGCUAGGAAAGUCUGAAGGCGCUAAGAUAAAAUUCGGAAUUACCGCCUUCAAGCAUAAAAGUAUUCCUGAUGUGGAAGUAUUCACUACUCGACCAGAUACUUUAUAUGGCGUUCAGUACCUCGCCUUAGCAGCGACACACCCACUUGUCCAAACUCUCGCUGCGGAGGAUACGAACCUUCAAACGUUCCUAACCGAACUUCCCAACAUGCCUCCCGAAUCCAAAAUGGGCUACCUGCUCCCUGAUGUACGUGCAACAAACCCACUUGCAUUCGAGAAGGCGACGCCAGACGCAACAAAAGCGUCUUUACCGAUUUAUGUCGCCUCCUACGUUCUUUCUGACUAUGGCGAGGGUGCUGUCAUGGGUGUCCCCGGCCACGAUACUCGAGAUCAUGCAUUUUGGAAAUGCAACCGGCCUGAUGAUCCUGUUCGUGUUGUGGUCGCAGCGCCCGCUCAAGACGUGCCAGCCGUGCCACACGUACCCUUUAUACAGCCGGGCCAGCUCACCUCACAUAGUGGACCUCUUGCAGGAUUGAGUUCUUCCAAAGCUGCUCAGGAAAUUCUACGCAUUCUUACCAAACACGGCCGCGGGGAAGCUGCCGAAACAUGGCGUCUGCGCGACUGGCUGAUUAGCCGUCAGCGUUAUUGGGGUACGCCUAUCCCGAUUAUUCAUUGCUCUUCAUGCGGAGCGGUACCAGUCCCAGAGGAAGAUCUUCCUGUUAAGCUCCCUCAGGUAUCAGAACACUGGGCGAAGGGAAGGUCUGGCAAUCCACUUGAAAGUGCCCAUGAUUGGAUCAAUACCCCGUGCCCGAAAUGCGGGCAGGCGGCGAAACGGGAUACAGACACAAUGGACACCUUUGUUGACUCAAGUUGGUAUUACAUGAGAUAUGUUGAUGUAAACAACGAAACCAUGAUGAUCAAUCCCCGCAUUGCCAAUACACAUCUUCCUGUGGAUAUUUACAUCGGAGGAGUUGAACAUGCCAUUCUACAUUUACUCUAUGCACGCUUCAUCUCUAAGUUCUUAGCAGCAACAGAACUAUGGCCGUUUGGACAACUUCCUAUGAUUAGAGGCGAGCCAUUUCAAACAGUACUGGCUCAAGGAAUGGUCCACGGCAAAACGUACACCGAUCCUUCAACAGGGCGCUUUUUGAAAUCAGCAGAGGUGGAACUACAGAAGUCCAGCCCAAUAAUAACUGCUACGGGUCAGGCUCCUCUUGUCAGCUUUCAAAAGAUGUCCAAGUCGAAAUAUAAUGGCGUAGAUCCAUCUACAUGUAUAUCGAAAUAUGGAGCCGAUGCCACUAGAGCACAUAUCCUAUUCCAAGCACCAGUUAGUGAAGUGUUAGAGUGGGACGAAAAUAAAAUUGCUGGCGUCACUCGGUGGAUGAGGCGUCUUUAUGACCACCUCCAUGAAUGGCGCGCAGAAGCUGGAUUCUUAGGGCUCGAAUGCAAGUUUGGUUUCACUCGUAAUACUGCGGCUUCUGGCUGGCGCUUCAUCCGCUCAAAUGGAGAAAUGGGUAUGACCAGAGUGCUCCAAGAUACUCCUCAGGCCUUUGGUAAUCGAUUCGCAUCAACUCCAAAGAAUUACUUUAUCAGCUUCGCUAUUGACGAUGACAAACCCCUCAGUCAUCCUGGAUUAGUCGAACCACAUCAGUUUGUAGAAUCGCUCCGUCUAGAGAACGCACGGAAAGGCAACCAUCCUGAGACCGGUCGUGAAGUACUUUAUCCUUUGCUUAUGGAUCUUGCCAAGGAAGGAAACAGAGAGUCCAAAAAGUUGUGGCGAGCUGUUCAAGAGACCAUCAGAAGUACGACCGCAUCAUACGAGAGUGGACAUUCGCUCAACACAGUCGUCUCGGAUCUAAUGUCGCUGACGAAUGCUAUGAUUGAUUAUCCUGGGGGCGAGCUUGGCCCACAAGAUCGUUGGAUUCACUAUCAUGCCGCCAUGAAUCUUGUGAGGAUGAUGGCGCCUAUCUGUCCAGCCUUUGCGGAAGAGUGUUGGCAUCUCAUCACGUAUGUCAGGCCUGGACUCAAGCACCGUCUCUGGUCGUUCGCGGGUACAUCGAAUUUUAGACUUAUAUCCCCUUUUCGGGAAACAUCAGUCUUCCAUUAUCCAUACCCUACCGAAGAUGGUACACUCGAGAUGCUGACUCCUGAUACCUUGAAGUGUUCGGUCCAGGUCAAUGGGAAGUUGAGGUGUGUAGUUGAAUUUGACCAGCCAGAAUCUAUCCUGAAGGGCGAAGCUCUGGAGGACUGGGUUGUGAAGGGAGUCUUGGACAGCCCGGAAUGGAAAGAUAAGGUGGGCCAGAAAGUCAAUGUUCGUGAAGCCAAGAAGACCAUAGUGGUCAAGGGUGGCAAGCUUGUUAAUUUCGUCAUGUAA